Messenger RNA from Nerophis lumbriciformis (worm pipefish), 471 nucleotides. Lineage: Eukaryota; Metazoa; Chordata; Actinopteri; Syngnathiformes; Syngnathidae. The record is from RefSeq and is a predicted model, not a curated record.
AUGCUGCUCAUCCUACUUGGAGUGCUCAUCUUGCACCUCAUCAUCCUCAUCCUUCUCAUUGUGUCCACAGCAGCAAGUGCCUGGACUGUAGGUGCCGACAUCAGCAAGGACCUGUGGUACAACUGCUUGACCACUGACGUCUCAUACCAGUGCACUCAGGCCAGCAAUGAAGAUUGGAUCCAGGCAGUGCAGGCCCUGAUGAUCCUGGCCGUGCUCUUCUGCUUCUUCUCGCUGGUGGCGUUCGUGUUCCAGUUGUUCAAACUAGUGAAAGGCGGACGCUUCUUCUUCACCGCCAUCUUCCAGAUUUUGGCCAGUCUGUUCGUGAUGUGCGGCGCCAUCAUCUACACGGUGAUGAGAACGGACGACGUGCCCGAGUCGCAGUUCGGCUACGCCUACGUGCUGGCCUGGGUGGCGUUCCCUCUCAGCCUCAUUAGUGGUCUCAUUUACAUCGUGCUGAGGAAGAAGGAAUAA